Messenger RNA from Chaetomium strumarium, 1301 nucleotides. RefSeq lists its product as uncharacterized. The record is from RefSeq and is a predicted model, not a curated record. The transcript is spliced from 3 exons. Lineage: Eukaryota; Fungi; Ascomycota; Sordariomycetes; Sordariales; Chaetomiaceae. Bases 20 to 1048 code for a protein of 342 amino acids.
UGCACAACGAUGGGCUUGUAUGCUACUAGUACCCAUUCCCAGCUGCACAAGAGAUGCGAUGUGGCGUCCUUCACGAUUCCCGCAGGCUACCCCGCCUUUCCCCUUACCUACCACCAACGUACCGACCGCGGUCUCAUCAAGCUCGGCUUCGGCCUCGGAUGCGGUCCCAAUCCCUGGGGUCUGCUAUGAGAGGUGCAAUGACGCAGCUCGCGAAGUCCAGCGAGUUGGCCGGGUGCCUCAGCUCUGUGACCAAGACUCGGCGUUUCGAAAAUACAUGAACCUUUGCUUGGGAUGCCUAAACGCAGCGGGCGCUUCCGUCAGCGCCAUCGGCCCGGCUGAAGAAAUGGUCGGCUACUGUGUAGCGUCGCCAGCGCCGUUGACAGCGUUCUCUACAGCGUCUACAGCGUCUACAUCGUACACCAUCCCAACCUCCUGGCUCACAACAUCGACCAUGCUGUCGUACUUCACCUUCUCCGGUGUAGGAUUGGACGGUAUCGAAACCCUGACGACAAGUACUUCGGCCGUGGAGGUUGUUGUCACCAGGUCCGAUUGGACCGGCUUCGUUCAUACUAGCACUCCAACAGCUAACCGAGAAGCACAAUCUACAUCCGGUAGCACAGAAAGCGAGACGAGCACCAGCAACAACAAGGCAUGGAUCGCUGGCGCAGUGGUUGGCAGCAUCGCAGGCCUGGCCGUCCUCGUGGGAAUCUACUGCUACCUCUUGUUCUUCUUCCGCCGCCGAAAGAGGCGAUCCCGGAAGUCCAGGAACGAUGACGACGACGAGCCUUACACCGGCAAACCCGAGCUACAUGCCGAGAGCUUGCCCGGUGCACCACGGGGGCCGCCGAAAGAGCUGGACGCCAUGCCUCGACCACCGCAAGAACUUGAAGUUCCUACUAAGUACUACGCCAAGCCGGGUCGGCUACCGCCUUGCUUAAUCGCAGAGAUGCCGGCAAACGAGAUCCCGGCGCGGGAGAUGGAUGUGAAGGUGCAGCAUAGUGAGAUGGAUGUAGAGAGCGAGAAGGGCACGGAACAAACCCGGCAAUAAUAUACGCGGUCAGACGUUACAAACUACCAAGGGACAUGUUACUGCUAGUCAGUUGAGAACGCUUGUGAUACCCCAGAACCUGGCCAGCUCUUCAUAACCGUCUGCCAGAUAGCCUGAUCCUGAGCACACAGGGCCACGUAUCGCCAAACUGGAACUGAGUGAGCGGAGAAUGUAUUGGUAUUGAAGAUUAUCAGUGGUAAAACUAAACUACCUAACUAGUACUAAACAAACUAUCACUAAGGCAACGCAGGUA